Rhododendron vialii is the source of this 723-nucleotide messenger RNA. RefSeq lists its product as uncharacterized. Gene Ontology annotation, cellular component: mitochondrial small ribosomal subunit. NCBI's taxonomy places the organism in Eukaryota, Viridiplantae, Streptophyta, Magnoliopsida, Ericales, Ericaceae. The coding region runs from base 1 to 723 and encodes 240 amino acids. Gene Ontology annotation, biological process: mitochondrial translation. The transcript has 3 exons. Gene Ontology annotation, molecular function: structural constituent of ribosome. The record is from RefSeq and is a predicted model, not a curated record.
AUGUGCAGCCGGAUCAUUGAUCAUAAAGGAACAUGUGGGAUAGCAGGAUUUCUAAGGAAUGAGGAAGCUUGUACUGAAUACGACUCUUUUCAACUCGGCGGAGUGUGGUUCUACAACUCUCGCAAUCUUCCUUCUCAUCUUCCGGUCGCCAAUCCAAAUCCCAAUAGCAGCAACCCUUCUCGCAUUUCUUCUCUCUCUGACGUGAUUUCUUCUUCUUCCAACUUGAGGAGGCUUUUCUCAUCCGAAAGCAAUUCGCCCCAUGGAAACCUUAGUUUUAACCCUGACCCCCUUCCAGAAGAAACUAGCUUGCAGCCCCAAACCCAGAAAAAGAGGGAUGUCUCUGUGGAUGUUCAAGACGUCAGCAACAAAGAGCUGAAAAUACGUAUUGAAAAGUACUUUAAAAAAGGUGAUGAAGAGGCACUCCCAUCCAUUCUUGAAGCAAUAAUCCAACGAAAGUUAGCAGGAAAGCACGAGGAAACCGAUGAUGAGCUGAUAGAAGAACUUAGUAGCAAGCCGGUGGACAAUGUUAAAGACGAUGAGUUUGAAUCUGAUUUUGAGGAGUUGUACGAGACUGAUGAAGAUAUUGAUGAUUUGUAUAAUGCAACGGAUAUUGUGAAGAAGAGGAUGGUUAAAGAUGAAUUCUUUCACAUGGACAACAAGAAGUGGGGAGAUAUGAUUAAUGAGGCAAUGAAUCAUGGAUUUCUUAACGACACCAGGAAAUGA